This is a messenger RNA of Penicillium chermesinum, 363 nucleotides long. RefSeq lists its product as uncharacterized. NCBI's taxonomy places the organism in Eukaryota, Fungi, Ascomycota, Eurotiomycetes, Eurotiales, Aspergillaceae. Bases 1 to 363 code for a protein of 120 amino acids. The transcript has a single exon. The record is from RefSeq and is a predicted model, not a curated record.
AUGCGCAAGGGAUCUCAACUAAUUGAUACCAUUCUUCAUCCCCUGUCUGAACUCUCAUCAGUUGCUGCCGGCCAAGGUACAAUAAAUAGCUUCCUCAUCCUUGCAUGGUCUCCUGGCCGAAAUGGCCCCGCCUGGCCUGCGGCUGAGACGCAGUUUCGACUCAGCCUAUUCGCUGGCGUCAUGUCCGUCCGAGUGCUGCAUGAAUCUUUUGCCAUUUGUGAUCUUCUUUUUGUGCCUUGCCCAAGAGGCGUUGUCAACGGCGGCGAUUGGCUGCGGUUCUUCCCCAACUUCUGUUCACGGCACUGCCCAGGACUGGCGCGGCCAAUCCCAAGCUGGGGUGCAGAAUGGCGUGGAAGUCCAUGA